UUUGACCACUAAGAGAAUGGCGGACAUCGAAGAUUCCUUGACACAGGCCGGAGAAACUGAUUCUAUCGCUUCUGCUCUCAAAGAACUAUCUCCUUCACCUAAAAAAGACGAAAAUAAAGGCAGGGAGCAGAAGGAAGAUUCCAUAGAGCCAAUUCCUCCUCGUCUUAGACUCGCCCGCCGACUCUCUUCAUCAUCAUCUCCAAUAUAUUCUCCUUCCUUUAACCAGAAGGACUGGCCUUUCUUUACAUGCCUCGCUCUUGUUACGGUCCUCUCUUUUGCAACUAGACUCUACACAUUGAACGAGCCACAGCAUGUAGCGUGGGAUGAAACUCAUUUCGGGAAACACGCCAGCUGGUAUAUUCAAGGAAAGUUUUUCUUUGACGUGCACCCUCCAUUAGGAAAACUCAUCAUAGCCACUGCUGGAGUCCUAUCAGGCUACAACGGCUCAUUUGAGUUUAAAGAACCUGGACAGAAGUACGAGGACACUCCUUAUUACGGAAUGAGACUUGGUUGUGUCCUUUUUGGUAUAUUUCUUGUCCCGUUGGCUUUUCUGACCGUUUGGGAACUUGUUCAUUCAUUAUCUGCUUCAGUUAUAGCAGCGACCAUGAUACUGUGUGAGACAGGAACACUAACCCUCUCGCAGUACAUAUUGCUCGAUCCUCCUCUGAUGUUUUUUGUGAUGGCAUCCACUUAUUGUGCAGUUAAAUUUCAAAGCUAUAAAGAAGAACCUUACACAUUAGAGUGGUGGUACUUCUUAGUGCUCACUGGAAUAUUCCUAGCCUGUACAUUUAGUGUAAAAUGGGUUGGAUUGUUUGUCAUUCUUUUGGUUGGUCUCAUGACGAUUAAAGAUCUCUGGGAUAUACUGGGGGACCUCAGGAUAUCAAUGGUAUUCACGCAUGUUGAUUUUAUGAAGCAGUUUAUGUGUCGUGCACUUUGUCUGAUUUUACUACCUUUCUUGAUAUAUAUCAGCAUAUUUGAGCUUCACUUUAUUGCUCUGAGAUACAGUGGUAAUGGUGAUGGUUUCUUUAGUUCUGAGUUUCAAGCAACACUAGUGGGGAAUGAAUUAUAUGACCAAAAAGUCCCUGAAUUCCUUGGUUACGAUGCCGUUAUUACUCUCAAGAACCACAGAGGAGGGGGAGGUCUCCUACACUCUCAUUCUCACCUUUAUCCUGAGGAAAUGGCCGAGAUAAGACAACAACAAGUUACAGCAUACUCACACAAAGAUGAUAAUAACAAGUGGUUGGUUAAGAGAGCAAAUGAUACUAAUUUCAAUGCUAGUGAUGAAUAUCAGUUGGUAAAGAAUGGUGAUUGGAUUGUCCUGGAGCAUGUAUCCACAAAGCGUAAUCUUCACAGUCACAAUAUUGAUGGGCCGAUAACUAAAUCUCACAAACAAGUUUCGUGUUAUGGGCAGGAUGGAGUGGGUGACGCUAACGACUUCUGGGAAGUUGACAUAGUCGGUGCUAAACAAGGUGAUCCUGUCAGGACGGUUGCUUCACGGCUUCGUUUCAGACAUGUUGCCGUCGGCUGCUACCUUCACUCUCAUAGCAAGCAACUACCAAAGUGGGGCUGGGAGCAGCUAGAGGUCACAUGUAAUCCUUAUAAAGAUGACUCAAACAACCUCUGGAAUGUUGAAGGGAAUGUUAAUCCAAAGUUGCCUAAUAUCUCAUUUGAGUUCUACAAGCCUGGCUUCUUCUCAAAGCUAAUAGAGUCACAUCAAGUGAUGGCUGAGUCCAAUAACAAUAUGAAGCCUAAAGAAGGAGAGCAGACUUCUCAGCCAUGGCACUGGCCUUUAACCUGGCAGGGCCAGUUAUUCUCUGGUGGUGAUUACAGAGUUUAUCUGUUAGGGAAUCCAAUUAUAUUCUGGGGCUGUGAUGUCCUCCUGAUUCUCUUUGUCCUUUUUGUUCUAAUGAAGUUGGUAGCUGAUCAGAGAUCAGUCAACUAUCUCUCAAUAUCAGUGUUUGUUAAUAGGUUUGUGUCUUCUGGUUGUUUCCUGAUACUAGGUUGGGCAUUACACUACCUUCCCUUCUACCUAAUGGGUAGGGUCCUCUACUUUCAUCAUUAUUUCCCUGCACUGAUGUUCAUCGUGAUGCUAGGAGCUAUAGUAAUUGACUCAUUCAUUAAACUCAUAACUUGUCUCAUCUCAUCUCGAGUCAAGUCCUUCUUCUUUUUCUCUGCCUUUACUCUUGUGAUGUCCGUAUUGAUUGGAAGUUUUGCUACAUUCAUGCCACUCUCCUAUGGCAUGUCUGGCUCCAAGUCAGAUAAUCCCGAGAGCAGAAUGUACGGCUUGAAAUGGCUUCCACAUUGGGACAUUUAGCAAAAUUAGAGGUUAUUAUUCUUAUUAAUAUUAUUUUCUUCUCUCUCUCUCUCUCUCUCUCUCUCUCUCUCUCUCUUCCUCCCCAAAAAUCAUCAUAAAACACGGUUGCACACACCCACACAGAACUCAUUGUUAUUAUUAUAAUAUUAGUUUUGGUCCUUUUUAUUUGUGUUGGGGGCAUUUUCUUAAUCAAUAAUAAAUAAAUAUUAUUAAUAAAAGUGAA
Messenger RNA from Amphimedon queenslandica, 2537 nucleotides. RefSeq names its product protein O-mannosyl-transferase 2-like. The record is from RefSeq and is a predicted model, not a curated record. NCBI's taxonomy places the organism in Eukaryota, Metazoa, Porifera, Demospongiae, Haplosclerida, Niphatidae. Bases 17 to 2314 code for a protein of 765 amino acids. Gene Ontology annotation, cellular component: membrane; endoplasmic reticulum. Gene Ontology annotation, molecular function: dolichyl-phosphate-mannose-protein mannosyltransferase activity. Gene Ontology annotation, biological process: protein O-linked glycosylation via mannose. The transcript has 22 exons.